GAAGAGAUCUGGGGAGAUGGCCGUGGUACAAGGGACGGAAAGGUGGCCUCCGAUCCUCUGGGAGACAGAAGGCCAGGAUGGGGGCGCGCUGGGCUCCCUUUCCCGAGCCUCCCCAGCAGAGUAGAGCAGCCCUCCCAGGCCUCGCAGGGCUGCAGCCCCUCGUCCGCCCGAGCCCCUCCCCCGGCCCGGAGCCCCUCCCCGCGCUUCCCCUCGCCGCGCUCUCCUCCCCUCCCCUCCCUUCCCUGGCCGCCCCGCCUCCGCCUCCUGCGCCCACAGCGUCGGCCAGCGCCGAGCCCCCAGGAGCCCGAGCGCGGCCCAGGGGCGCCGCCGGCCCCUCCCCGGCGCGCUGACAGCAGGCCCGGCCCCCGCCCGGUGCCCUCGCCGGCGGGACACACCCCCGGCCCUCCUCUGCGCCGCCAGUUCCCGCCGGCCCCACCGGGCGGCAGAGAGAGCGGGCCGGGGAGCGCAGCGCGGCGGCGCGGGAGGGAAGGGGCGCGCGGCAGGCCCGCGGGAGCAGCCCGGGGCGCACGGAGCCCUCGCGCCCUCCACGACAGUCGCCUGCCCGGGAGCCGCGGCUGUGGGUACCGAGAGCCCGGGUGGGGAACGGCGCGUGGGGCAGGGGUGGCGCAGAGCCGCGGGCAACGGGAGAAGGAGCCGGAACCCGGCCGGGAUGAGAAGGUGACGCCGCCGGGGGGCGCCACUCUCUUUGUGGGGAAGAUGCUCGCCUACUGCGUGCAAGAUGCCACCGUGGUGGACGUGGAGAAGCGGAGGAGCCCCUCCAAGCACUAUGUAUAUAUUAUCAAUGUGACCUGGUCCGACUCUACCUCCCAGACUAUCUACCGGAGGUACAGCAAGUUCUUUGACCUGCAGAUGCAGCUUCUGGAUAAGUUUCCUAUCGAAGGUGGCCAGAAGGAUCCCAAGCAAAGGAUCAUCCCCUUCCUCCCUGGCAAGAUCCUCUUCCGGAGAAGCCACAUCCGGGACGUGGCUGUGAAGAGACUGAAGCCCAUUGACGAGUACUGCAGGGCACUUGUCCGGCUGCCUCCCCACAUUUCACAGUGUGAUGAAGUCUUUCGGUUCUUUGAGGCACGGCCUGAGGAUAUCAACCCCCCAAAAGAAGAUUAUGGCAGUUCCAAGAGGAAAUCAGUGUGGUUAUCCAGCUGGGCUGAGUCUCCCAAGAAGGACGUGACAGGUGCCGACACCAACGCCGAGCCCAUGAUCCUGGAACAGUACGUGGUGGUGUCCAACUAUAAGAAACAAGAGAACUCGGAGCUGAGCCUCCAGGCCGGGGAGGUGGUAGAUGUCAUCGAGAAGAACGAAAGUGGUUGGUGGUUUGUAAGCACAUCUGAGGAGCAGGGCUGGGUCCCUGCCACCUACCUGGAGGCCCAGAAUGGCACGCGAGAUGACUCGGACAUCAACACCUCCAAGACUGGGGAAGUGUCCAAGAGACGCAAAGCUCACCUGCGGCGCCUGGAUCGCCGGUGGACCCUGGGCGGGAUGGUCAGCAGGCAGCACAGCCGAGAAGAGAAGUACGUCACCGUGCAGCCCUACACCAGCCAGAGCAAGGACGAGAUUGGCUUCGAGAAGGGCGUCACAGUGGAGGUGAUCCGCAAGAACCUGGAAGGCUGGUGGUACAUCAGAUAUCUAGGCAAAGAGGGCUGGGCACCAGCGUCCUAUCUGAAGAAGGCCAAGGAUGACCUGCCGACCCGGAAGAAGAACCUGGCAGGUCCAGUGGAGAUCAUUGGGAACAUCAUGGAGAUCAGCAACCUGCUCAACAAGAAGGCAUCUGGAGAUAAGGAGGCCCCCACUGACGGCGAGGGAUCAGAAGCCCCCAUCACCAAGAAGGAGAUCAGCCUACCCAUCCUCUGCAAUGCCUCCAAUGGCAGCGCCUUGGGCAUCCCCGAGAGGACUACAUCCAAGCUGGCCCAGGGCUCCCCAGCCGUGGCCAGGAUUGCCCCGCAGAGGGCCCAGAUCAGCUCCCCAAAUCUGAGGACAAGACCGCCCCCACGCAGAGAAUCCAGCCUGGGGUUCCAGCUGCCAAAGCCACCAGAGCCCCCUUCUGUUGAGGUGGAAUACUACACCAUUGCCGAGUUCCAGUCUUGCAUUUCUGACGGGAUCAGCUUUCGGGGUGGACAGAAGGCAGAGGUCAUUGACAAGAACUCAGGUGGUUGGUGGUACGUGCAGAUCGGGGAGAAGGAGGGCUGGGCCCCUGCGUCGUACAUCGAUAAGCGCAAGAAGCCCAACCUGAGCCGCAGAACUAGCACUCUGACCCGGCCCAAGGUGCCGCCGCCCGCACCCCCCAGCAAACCCAAGGAGACCGAGGAGAACCCAGCAGGGGCCUGUGAGAGCCAGGACUCCCCACUGAAGUUUAAGUAUGAGGAGCCUGAGUAUGAUAUCCCUGCCUUUGGCUUUGACUCGGAGCCUGAGCUGAGUGAAGAGCCCACAGAGGACAGAGGCUCCGGGGACAGGCGUCCUGCCCAGCCCCGAAGGUCCUCGCCUGCCUCCUCCCUGCAGCGGGCCCGCUUCAAGGUGGGCGAGUCUUGUGAGGAUGUGGCCCUGGAAGAGGAGACGAUCUACGAGAACGAGGGCUUCAGGCCUCACACGGAAGACACCCUGUCUGCCAGGUGCUCCUCUGGGGACAGUGACUCCCCCGGAAGCUCCUCACUGUCUCUUGCCAUGAAAAACUCCCCCAAGUCAGGUUCUCCCAAAUCAUCAUCACUCCUCAAGCUCAAGGCAGAGAAGAAUGCCCAGGCAGAACUGGGGAAGAACCAGUCCAACGUCUCUUUCUCCUCCUCCAUCACCAUCGGCACCACCUGCUCUUCCUCCUCCUCUUCUUCCUCCUUGUCCAAGAACAAUGGUGACCUGAAGCCUCGCUCCGCCUCAGAUGCAGGCAUCCGUGGCACCCCCAAGGUCGGGACCAAGAAAGACGCCGAUAUGAAGGCCGGGCUGGCCUCCUGCACCCGAGCCAAGCCAUCGGUCCGACCAAAGCCAGUCCUGAACCGAGCCGAGUCUCAAAGCCAGGAGAAGAUGGACAUUAGCUCCUUACGGCGCCAGCUGAGGCCCACAGGCCAGCUCCGGGGGGGCCUCAAGGGUUCUAGGAGUGAGGACUCAGAGCUGCCCCCGCAGACGGCCUCUGAGGGGUCCCGGAGAGGCUCUGCGGACAUCACCCCCCUCCCAGCCGCCACUCCCUCCUGCGUUCCCAAGAAGGAAUGGGAAGGGCGAGGCAUCACCUUUGUGACCUGUAGCGCCUAUCAGAAGGUCCAGGACUCAGAGAUCAGCUUUCCCGCGGGCGUGGAAGUGCACGUGCUGGAAAAGGCGGAAAGCGGCUGGUGGUAUGUGAGGUUUGGGGAGCUGGAGGGCUGGGCUCCCUCCCACUACUUGGUGCCCGAGGAGAACCAGCAACCUGACACCGCUGACAGAGAGCCAGACACAGUAAAGAGCUCUCAGAACGAGGGCAAGUCAGACAGCCUGGAAAAGAUCGAGAAGCGGGUACAAGCACUGAACACUGUGAACCAGAACAAGAGGGCCACCCCACCCAUCCCCUCUAAGCCCCCCGGGGGCUUCGGCAAGACCUCGGGCACCACAGCGGUGAAGAUGAGGAAUGGGGUACGGCAAGUAGCCGUCAGGCCUCAGUCUGUGUUUGUGUCUCCACCACCCAAGGACAACAACCUGUCCUGUGCCCUGCGUAGGAAUGAGUCACUGACGGCCACGGACAGCCUUAGGGGUGUCCGCAGGAACUCCUCCUUUAGCACCGCACGGUCAGCAGCCGCCGAGGCCAAGGGCCGCUUGGCAGAGCGGGCUGCCAGCCAGGGCUCGGAAUCGCCCCUGCUGCCUGCCCAGCGCAACGGCAUCCCGGUCUCCCCAGUGCGCCCUAAGCCCAUUGAGAAGUCUCAGUUCAUCCACAACAACCUCAAAGAUCUAUACAUCUCUAUCGCAGACUAUGAGGGUGACGAAGAGACCGCGGGCUUCCAGGAGGGGGUGUCCAUGGAGGUGCUGGAGAGGAACCCCAAUGGCUGGUGGUACUGCCAGAUCCUGGAUGAGGUGAAGCCCUUCAAGGGCUGGGUACCCUCCAACUACCUUGAGAAGAAGAACUAGCAGAGCAGGGAGCCCUUCCAGACUCAGCGCGCCGCUCCGGCUGCCGCGGGAUGAGCUGUGGCGUGCAGACAAGGGGAAGGGCAAAAUGGGAGGGGGGAGGGGGAUGACAGCAUUGAACCCUGCAGAAUAUGUAACCCCCACCCCAGCACAACCUCUAGCUGGAAGGGAGGAUGUGAUGGGUGUGUAGACUUAGGAGAAAGGGAAUAGCAGGCACAUCCUGGGCCCAGGACCCCUGCGUGCACACUGAUGACUUUGCUGAUGGACUGUAUUGCCAUUUAGUACAGGCCAUGUGGGGAAAGCCUGAUCGUGCCUUUGCUGCAGAUGUGGAAAAGAUGUCAUGAGGUGAGCUGUGUCCAGGGUCCUGCCGCUGCUCAGCCACUCCAGUGGCUGGCUUCACCUCUGGAAGUCACCUUUAUGUUGUCCUAAUGAUGUGUUCUGAGAUUGUGCUGGUUUCUAGUCCACCGCUGACCACUGGUGGGGGUCCUGGAAGGCCACCAGCUCGAGGGCUUGGCAGUGUCGCCGAAGAGCUCAGCCCUUUCUGGGGCCAGGCCACAGCCUAUGUUUGGUAGUUAAGAGUUCCCAGAUGCCAACAAGGACCACUUCCUUUUGCUGUGCCGCCCUGGCCUUGCCGUGAGAGCCUGCUCUCUGUGGGGCACUCAGAGGACAGUGUGGGAGCCGACCUAGAGGAUGCCAGGCUCCUCAUACUCUAGAGAUUGCCUGAGGGUUUCUGGGUAGGCAGUUCCUUUUGCCUGUUUGGGGAAGGGUUAUUGGAUGGGAGGUUAUAUCAGGCGUUUGGUUUGGGGUUUGUUUUAGAAGUUGUUCAGGGGCCCGAGGGGCUCAGCCUCACAAAGCAGAGAAGCAGGGGUGGGUGGGGUUUUCUGUUGAAUUCCGGGGAGGGAUGUUUUAUUUGGAUUUUGGUUUAACGUUUUUUGCCUUUCCAUAAGCCAAGUUGUUUGUUUAGGUUUCCACUGUGUGCGCAGUGCCCAAGCAUGGCGCCUCACCAGGGAAUUUGGGGCCCGCUAUGGCCAGGUCCCAGACUCCAUGAAACAAAGUGUUUGGGUUCCUGCCCAAGAGGGAAAGGGGCACUGUCAGAAGCCAGGCUGCUGGGUGACUAUUAUGCCUCCUCCUGCACAUUUUCUCCAACCUGGGCAGGGCCCAAAGAAAGCCUUACUGUAGGAAAGUCAGUCGCCACCAACCCUGGGCAGAAGGGACUCUGGCUGGGUUGGCCUGGAGCAGACGCCACCCACUGGGCCCCUUAGCCUUCUGGCAAUGCUACAAGUGCCCAAGAAGAUGGACUCCAAAGCCAGGAACCAACCCUGUGUUCCCAAGGGCAAUGCCCCAGGGAACAGAGAAGCAAAGGAAUGGAGUUUGCUGCAGUUCUCUGCUUUGGGUUGUGAUUCAAUAUUGGACAUUUCAGGGGGGACCCUCCGGAGAGAACCACAGCGUGCUUCCUCCAAGGAUUCCCCUCGAGCUGGGAGUGGAUUCCACACGUGCCUUGAUUUGGGACAGAUCCUGCCUCACAGCCUGUGGCUGAGCUGCCAGCAUCUCCCCUGACCGAGGGCUGCUGGUUCCAGGAGACGUGGGAGGAAGCACGCCUCUCCCCCCUCCUCCUAGGCAGGUCUGCCUUCAGCUCCCAACCCUAACCUUCUGGAUCUCCAAGCCUAUGACCCGCCCACGCGCAGAUACAAACCGCUAGCCUCCCCUGUCAAAGGCCCUGUGGUAAUAUUGUUCUAUCUCCUUUUCUGUGUUCAUGAGUCUGUUUAAAAUUGAAAUUAGUUAUUUUCUUCUGCUGGACAGUAUUAAAUAGAGCAGGAUGUUGAGUUAAUCUGCUAGAUUGCAGUACUAACGGUAGUGGGUAGGUGUCUUCAUGAUAUUAUUUGUACUUUUGAACAAUAAUGAUAAAGAAGUGGUUCAUUAUUUCUUAAUUAGUGCACUUUAAGGUGAAAUGGAAAGAAACUCGGAGAGCAAAGUGCAUUACUUAAAGAUGCAGUAUAUACUCUUCUCAUUUUAAAACAGCACAUAUUUAUUAAAAGAAGAAAAAGUAAUUUAUGACUAUUUAAAAUAAAAUUUAAAAGUAGAAUGACUGUCAGGUGAAAGGACCUUCCGCAUAGCUGUCUGCCAGGGGAUAGCCCACAGCCUCGCUCCUCAGAUGUCUGCACUGAGCCAGCUCGCGAUGACUAGUGCGCCCGCCAGGCACAGAGCAUCUCAGUUGGACUGGACCACCGGGAUCCCCAGAGCCUGCCUUUCCUACCUGCCCUGCCCUCUGCAUUCACAUCCUUCCAUCUGCAUCCCAAAGACCCUCUCCCAACUCCCAGUGUUGUAGUCACAGGCCCAGUGGGACUGGAAGGGACCUUAGAAGUCCCAUCCUUUCUUGUUACUUCAACCCACGGAGAGGAAAUGGCUUUCCCCAAAUCGCCCAGUUAAUGGCAGGUUCCCGCAUUGCGUUAAUACUGUGUUCCUCUCCCGCCCCUUUAGUUUAUUGUGUUUACAUUGUAACAUCCAGCCCCAGGGAUGGCUGGGAGUUGCUCAGGCAUCUGGGGAAAGUGGGGAAUGUUGCCACCUAGUGUCAGUACGUAGACUUGGGCAACAAGUAGUGAUAGCCAAGGUGCCUCACCACCAGCCUGUCAGGGCACAGCACAAACCCUGCAAGCCCAAAGAAUACUUGAAACAAGAAGGGUGCAUGCCAGGCCUUGUGUCCCUGGAUCCUAGCCCUGCCCGGGCAAGAGGGCUUUUCCUUAGAGCUAAUGAGCUGCUUUGUGAUACUGGACGGACUGUGGCAGCAGUGGAAGAAGGACAGGGCCUGGGGCUCUGAUCCAUCUGGAGGAAAACCAGAUCGGACUAAAAGGAAAAAAAAAAAAAGGAAUCUCAGCAAAGUCCAAACUUAGUUUUCUAUUAUGAUUGAAAAUGUGAAAUGACAUUGUAUUGCUGUAUACUGCAACUUUAAUCAUAAUGAGCCCUUCUGAGGUCAUUAUUGAGGUUUAUAUAAUGCCCGAAGAUGCAGCGUGUGGUGCUUUGUCUGUCUUUCAAAGACCCUUUCCUUCUAUUCCAGGGGUGGAGGGAAGUCUUCAAACCUUCUCCUUCUUUAUCUCUGGCAGGCCUGACGACACUGCCUGGCCUCUCUGUGUUCUCACGGGGGUGGGGGGGCAGCGGGAGGAAGCUGAUGGGAGUGCCCACCAGCUGGUCUCCCGUUUGCCCUGGGGGCUCCCUUCACAAUGUGUGUGUGGGAGUUUCUGUGUGCAGGGCCUCACAUCUUCCACCCCCAGCCUGGCCCUGAGGGUUUCCCUUUCUCACUCCUAAAUGGACGAAGGCAUUAUAUAGAAUCAUUUAGUCACUUUGAGAUGUUAGAGCAGCAUAUUUUACUGGUAUUUAUAUCCAUCGCUUUCCUCAGCAAAGGCAUAUUACUACUUUUAUCAUCUAAGGAAAAGAGGACAAGGGAAUUUCAGUCAAACUUUACGUUCAUGUGAUUAGUACUUGCAGAGCAGACGUAAGCUAUUUAAGUUGUAGUGUUCUGUUUUUAGAAGGGGGGACCAGGUGAAAUCACCCCAAUUUCUUCUAGGUUUGACUAAUAUAUGGUUUCUUUAAGGUUACUCACUUCCCCUGUUCACUCCAAAUACCUUGCAUUCUCAAUGGAAAAUGAAAACACCCUGAGACAGGAAACGUGCAAUAUUACCAAGAGGGAUGUGGGACAGAGUGGACCCUGUUGGAUCUGCCUGCAGAGGAUGGCUGGGGCUGCUGGGAGGAGCCAGCACUGUGGAGUACAUGGGUGGGUGGGGAGCUUGAUCUCCAGGCAGGCCAGCUGUCUAUCUCCACCCCCACCCCCUGGCAUGAAGAAAGGGGAGCCACCUGGUGUUUUCCACCUAGAAGGAAGAGCUGGGGAAAUGGCACGGUGCUCUUGACCUCCUGGGCCUAGUCCCCAGAGCAGAAUGAGGUAUCCACUCCUGUCUUCAUGCCCAUUGUUUUGCAGCCAGCUGCUCCGAGAGACCCGUCCUGGAAGAGAUUCCCAGCAGCCCUCUCGCCCCAGCCUCCCCAUGUGUGGGCUACAAUGCUUUGGAUGUAUGCAUGAGUCUUUCUAAAACUAUGGAACCUCAGUUCACCUUACAGACAGGAAUCCUGACUGUAAGCAAACCCAUUUGGAGGGCAGGUGCUUUAAGCCCUUCAUACCCAGUGAGAUCCAAUUCCUACAGGCCUGCAGGUGGCCUGGGGCUGAGUCCCGGCCACCCGUUCAUCUCAGUGACUUGGCCAACAGGCACAAGCCCUGCUUCUGAUAGCAGAAACCCCCUUGACAGGUACACACCAGCCUGCUUUCACAUGCAGCAAGGGAAGUGGUGGGAUAGCACGUCUUCUUGGGGGUGAGGGCAGGUUGCGGGGCUCGGCGCAGCCUUGCUGGUGUGUCUCUUUAUAUAGUACUGUAGGCCUGCUGCUCCCACCACCUUGUGUGAAUUUCUAUUCAGAUGGGGAGAGGGUCCCGGCCCCUCUGGGGUCUCUCGCUAGGAACAGAUAUGGCUGCAUAGCUGAUCAAUUAGAAAAUCCGUGCAGCUCUCUGGAAAGACAACAGUUCACGUCACUAACCAAUUAAGAUUCCCUCGCUUUUUUGAGGGCUGAGAUAGCGUGUGUGCGUUUGUGUGUGUAUGUGUGUAGUGGUGGUGGUAAUUUCUAUGUGCAUGGAAAUUACAUGCGUGCCUGUGUGUGUGUGAGAGAGACUGGUGGUUAUUUCCCACUUGAACUAAAUAGCAUGGGGUUAGAGAAAAUAAAUACCGGGCAGGCGGUCUCCGUUGAACUAGUCCUUGUCAUUGGGCAGGUCCCAAGGGACUCGCAGCUCUGGCAGCAGGUAUGUGUGCCAUUCACACGAUUCUGGCUGGAGAGUGCAAUGUGUCUUUUUGUUUUUGUAAUUAUUUUAUUAUUUAGUUGGAAACUCACACUGGCAUUAACAGCUAACAGAAGCAGCCCAGGCCAUUGUCCCGGGCACCAAGCUGAAGACAUGGAGGAGAUACUAUUGAGUCUGGAAGCGUCGAGCGGUUAAAUCAGGGCACCCACCUGCACCCUACAUGUCCUGGGGUAUUAGAAUCUCCCCUGCAAGCCUUACAGUGCUUCCUGAGAGUGUGGAGGGCUCCUCAGGACCUUCUGAGCUUUGCUGGCUAAGUCCCACUUGGGUCAGUCUCAUGUCCCUGCAUUUCCCAAGCUCAGCUAGUGAGAGGACAAGGUCAGUGACCUUAGCUCUGCUUUUAACUACUGCUUUGUUCUGUGCAUCUAGGACAUCUGGGGCCCUCAGGCCACAAAGUGGGCUCAGUGGUGCUUGUAGACCAAAUAGAAGGGUCUUUCCAAAGCCUUGAUUCUAACCUGGCUACAAGGAAUUGGCAUGUGACAACCCCCCCCUCCCCAAUCCUGUCUAAAUCUCAAGAGAUCUUGACAGAAUUCCUCCCCCAUCACAGUCCUAGGAUUCAGUGGCCUUAGGGCGGGGCCCCUGUGCUGAAAAUCCCUGCCUUACUCCAAGUCUCAUUCUGGGCAAUGGGCUGUGUCUUUGGAAAUGUGAGAGAACUGUGUUGGUGCAAAAGGAUGGAUCUGGCAUGUUGGAAAGCUAGUGGGAGGCACGUUGGCAAGAUGAGUACGCACGUUUGGAAUUACUGGGGCUUACCGUCCCCAUACUGGACGGAGGCUUCCAGAGAUGUCUUUUAGGCAGAGAAGGUGUGGGAAGGCUGAGAGAGAGAGUUUGGAGUUGUACUGUGUUUGGAGCAGGAAGGAGUCUGUUCUUGGAGUUUGAAAACGACGGGUUUUACAGGGAUUGUUGUUCUCACCAGCCAAGAGUCCAGCCAGAGAAAACUCACUCACUGGGCCGCAGCUGGGCUUCCAGUUAGCACGGAUCAUCUUAAGGAAGAGGUGCUGCGAGCCACAGCCAGUCUGGGUUUGGAGGCCCUUUCCCAGAAGGCUUAAAGCCAUAUCCCAGAUUCCCGGUAGUCUUUGCCCAGUGUGUUUUGUCAGACUAAACACAUUAGAGACCACUGACCAUACAGGCCACACGGUAGGGACCCAGCAUCCCCACACUAGAACUUAAGAGCCCAGGCCUGCCCAGGAGGCAGGUGACCUCACUUUUCCUGUUGGCUUAGGACAUUUAUUCCCAAGUCUGUAACGGAACCUGUGGUUCUAACUGCCGAGCUGGCCUCCUGCUGCCAAUCAGCUGAGGUGAGCACACCAACAUCCUGGCCAAUGCCUUGUUUUCUAGUGGCUUCUACCGAGGCACACUGCUUUUGAGUUUACUUCAAAGGGUGUACAGCUGCCAUUCUUAGAUUUAUAAUUUGUCCCCUGCAACACCAGUUCUUGAGGGGUCUGGGAAGUAACUCCUAAGGCAGAUGUGAGUGACCCCACCCCCUGCAGUGUGGGUAUGUGGACUGGUGAGAAUGAGCAGGUGGAUGUCACAGGAACUUCAUCGUAGUGUCCACUCUGCCCCAGCCUGCUUCCCGGGAUCAGCAGGAGCCCCUCCCCCAGCUUCUUCCCUCCUCACCUCAGCAGAGAAACUGCCACAAGGACAUUGGAUGCGGUAGGGGUCGGUGCAAGUGCUGACAUAUCUCCAGAACCCUCAGUGGUGCUAAACUAUCUCCAUGUUUCUCAUAAUUCUAGCAGUGGGUUGUUUUUAUACGUCUCACCACAAACAGGCGGCGUCAUUGGGGAGGGACCCAGCCCCCUUGGCCUGCUGCUUUGCGGGUGUCCUUUAUCACUCUGAUGGGGGACUCUUUGGUCUGUAGAAAUGAUCUGUCUUGGCAUGCUUCUAGUCUUUUAAAUUUUGGGUUGUUUUCUUUCAUAUUUUGUUUAUGUUUACAGGCAUCUUGUAUUUCCCUAAAAACUAAAUAAAGUUUUUGGCCUUUUUAA
Meriones unguiculatus (Mongolian gerbil) is the source of this 10953-nucleotide messenger RNA. RefSeq names its product SH3 and PX domains 2A (gene Sh3pxd2a). The transcript has 15 exons. Lineage: Eukaryota; Metazoa; Chordata; Mammalia; Rodentia; Muridae. Gene Ontology annotation, biological process: superoxide anion generation. Bases 718 to 4092 code for a protein of 1124 amino acids. Gene Ontology annotation, molecular function: protein binding; superoxide-generating NADPH oxidase activator activity; phosphatidylinositol binding. The record is from RefSeq and is a predicted model, not a curated record.